AUGGGGCCAUAUAAGUACCACAGACAACAUGCAAACUUGGCAGGCACACUAAGUGGUCAUGGAUCCUGGGUAUUAAAUGUGGCAUUUUGUCCAGAUGAUACUCAUUUUGUUUCCAGUUCAUCUGACAAAAGUGUAAAAGUUUGGGAUGCUGGAACAAGGACCUGUGUUCAUACCUUCUUUGAUCAUCAGGAUCAGGUCUGGGGAGUGAAAUACAAUGGAAAUGGUUCCAAAAUUGUAUCUGUUGGAGACGACCAGGAAAUUCAUAUCUAUGACUGUCCAAUUUAAAUAUGCCGAGUCAGGUGUAUUGGUUAAUUAUGUAUGUACAGGUUUUCAGGAUUACUACACUUACUUAAAGAUGCUUCUGAUUAUUUUGUUAAUGUGAUAAUGCAUUUUAACAAUGCUGAGCUGAAUCUUGGACUCUAUUGAUACAAUAGAAAAAUCAAAAUAUACAUAAGGUUUAUAUGUAUCUUUAUCACUUUACGUUUGGCAUGAAAGAACUCUACAUUUUAAAAUAGAAGUUACUAUUGUAGUUGCAUAUAACUUUACUGCUUUCUCUUAAGCAGUCUCUGGAACAGUAUGUAUUUGGAAAUAUGUACCCAUGUGAAGUAACUGCUUACUUAAGCUACCUCCAUAUUUUUCUCUCUGGAACUAUAUAAAUAGAUUUGAAUCUGAAAUUGUUGAUUGGCUCUGGCUGAGGCUUAAUUUAGGAAACAUUACUGGCUCUUAAACCAUGUCUACGUGUCAGACAUGGCAACCAGCAUGCUGGUGCUAAACACUUGUCCUGGUGAUGUGGGACAGGGUCAUUUAAGUUGAACAUACUCUAGCACCUGUGCUCAAGGCACAUGGUUCACUAGUCAUGGUGUAUCAACUUUAAAUUAAAAAAAAACCAAAACACCCCAAACUUAAGUUUAGAUUCUCUCUUUACUGGAUGUGUAUUAGCUGUAAACAUUUUAACCCAUUUCCUAGCCUGGUGUCCUGACUGUGAACUGAUUCUUGCGGGGUGGGGAAUUCAAUGUGAUACAUGGAAAAAUAUUUCCUCAGUGUUCCAGUUAAAAUUCAACAUUUUUUUUUUAAAUCCAUAAAACCAAAGCAAGCUGUGGAGGGGAAGUUUCCUUUCAUGUCACUGCUUAGAUGACCUGUUUCAGGGAGCUCUUUAAAUACAGUCUCAUUGUAGGGCAUAUGGUAGGUAAGCCAUUGAUGCAGAACCUCUGGAUUAUUUCAGCUUCAAAUUUCCCUCCUGCUUUAGGUUUUACUAGAGUUUUUUCAAUUCUAUCUCAAUGCAGAACAGUUGUAUACAAAGUGUACCAUUUCUUGCUUUCUAAGGUUGAUGCUACCAUUUGCUACUUCUAUAAGAUAAAAGCUUAAUUUCA
Molecule: messenger RNA, 1370 nt
Organism: Terrapene triunguis (Three-toed box turtle)
Lineage: Eukaryota; Metazoa; Chordata; Testudines; Emydidae
Gene: SKIC8
Product: WD repeat domain 61
Exons: 4
Coding region: 1-285 (94 amino acids)
Cellular component (GO): Cdc73/Paf1 complex
Molecular function (GO): protein binding
Source: RefSeq, a predicted model, not a curated record